CCCCUCUUUGGAAGAGGCAGCAGAGGUGGUACCCUGGGGCUCAGAGUGGGAGAUGCUGCUGAAGGAAAUGCCUGGCAGAGUUUCUGAGAAGGUGUCAUCAGGGUGAAGAUGAGUGUGGUGGGCAUCUUGGGGGGCUUUAGCUUUCACCAGAGCUCCAGGAACUGACCUCAAGCUGCCUGGGGAAGGAGUCCCCAGCACUGGAAGGAGCUUGCAGAGGGUUUUGGUGCCAGCAGGGAAUGGUGCCAACUGGGGCAAAAGCAGCUGCAGGUCGGGACAGGCAGAAGGAGCCUCGGAGCUGCGCAGACCUGGGCACCCCAUCCUGCAGCACGUAAAUAAAUCUGUGCUGAAGCUUCCCUUCCAAAACACUUUCUGCCUGUCUUCACAACCUCCUUCCUUUGCAGGCAGCAAACUUUUGGCCUCUGGGAAGCUGUGGUGAAAUGCAAGUCCCUACCUGUCCUAGCCCAGGCUGUGUUUUCAGAGCCGAGGAGGAGCCCGCUCCUACCCCGAGCUGCGGGAUCCCUGCACAAACCACCUGAGAGAAGAAACCUGUUGUGGGUGACGCGUUCCUGGGCGCAAACGCCCAGCCGGGGACGUAAUUAUUGUGUGCAAGGCUCGGGUCAGGGCUCGGCUCGGCUGCUCCGGUGUCAGCGAGCAGCUAUGCGGCAGAACAGGAUGUCGGAUUAAGGAGUCUCCGGCGAAACCCGUGCCGAGGACAGCAGAGGACAGCAGGGAAGUGAGGGAGCUGGGUGGUACCGAGCAGAGCUGCCCGCAGCUCCCGGGCACUGCCAGCUCACACCCAGCGCUGGCAGCGCAGCAGCCACGACCCAGCGCUCUGGGGCAUGGCACGGACGGGUUUUAGGGGCUCAGCCACGCCGUGACCCCAGCCUGGAGCAGGAGGAAAGGUGCCUUGCAGGGCUGCAGGAUGAAUUUCGCUCGCCCUGGCUGCAGGUGAGGGGCCAGGGAUCGCCUGUCAGGACGUACCUGCGAGCAGCCACGGGCCCGGCACAGCCUUAUCUGCAGCGGGAGCAGAGUUAAUGUGUAACCUGGCUGUGUUUGCUUAGCCCAGAAAAGCAAAGAAGUCCUGGGACAGGCACGGCUGGGACAAGGAAUUGGGCAGCACGGAACGACGGACGGCCUGCCACCAGGGCAGCCCGUGCUAUGCCUAGGAAGGAGCUGGGGAUGGCUGGCUGCAGCUCCGGCAGCUGUGACAGCAUGGUCAGCACGGCUUCCGACCACUCACAGCGGAGUGACAACAGCUAUGACUAUUUAUCUGUGGAAGAGAAAGAGUGUUUGAUGUUCCUAGAAGAAACCAUUGGCUCCCUGGAUGCAGAGGGAGACAGCGGCGUCUCCACGGACGACACCGACUAUGGGGAGCCCUCCAAGCCUAGGAAGGGCCCUGUGCCCCGGGAUUUGGGCAAUGGGGCUCCAAGCAGAGAUCAGCAGUGUGGGGCUGAACAGAGGAGUGGUAAAAGCGUCUCUGCCUCCUCCAGCUCGGCUCCAGCAGCUGCUCUAAGCCCAGGUUAUUCCAGUCUCCCGAGGAACAACCCUGCAGCAAAUGGAGCUUCUGGCAGCAAAGGAAGUGUCCACACAGUGCCAGCAGGAAAACCUGCACAGGAGGUGCCCAAGGAGGGCAGGCUGGACCAAGCCAACACAGGAAGCCACACGAAGUCCAUGAUCAUCCAACCGCCAGACCCCUUCCAGGAUGACCUGGAGUGGUCACGCAGCCCUCGCUCAGAUGCCAAAGGGGAGGCGGCCAAGGAGACCAAGACUUGGACUUCGUGGGGCCACGUGGGGAAAUCCACAUUGGAGGAGGCCCCUCAGGACCACGAUGCCAAGCGUGGGCCUCCAACUGCCCCCAAACCACGGAAAUUGCCACCAAACAUCAUCCUGAAAACCAGCAGGAACAGCCCCGUGCCGCUGGCCACGGAGCACAACCAGAAGGUAAAAGCAGCACCUCCACCCUCAGCCGCCUCUCACCCCAGCCCUGCCAGCGACAGCACUGCUGAAAAGGGGAAUUCUGGGCACCUCGACCCCAAGGAGAAGGAGAAAGCCCGACGGGAAGCACUGGAGAAGCUGGGACUGUCCCAGGACAGGAGGGAGCCCAGCGCCCACCUCCAUCCCCACCCCAGCGAGACGCCGCUCCCCAUCCCUGGGCAGCCUGCGGAGGGCUCCGUGCCGGGGAUCCGGCAGAUGGCCUUCAAAUCCAACACCCUGGAGCGCUCCGGGGUGGGGCUGGGCAGCUCCAUCAGCAGCACCAAGGAGCAGAAUGCCAAGAGCAGCAGCAGCUCCCUGGGCAAGAUGUCCUUCAUCGAGCGCCUGGCCCCCAGCUUCCUCCGCAGCGGCCGCCCCCGGCCCGCCUCCCUCGGGGCAGGGAAGGACUUUACCGGCCUGAAGGAGCAGGAGGAGCAGGACAAGAGCAGCAAGAGGAGAUCCCACCCUCUGCCCAGCUUCCCCAGGCCGCCCCGCUCCGCUGUGAGCGUGAAGAUCUCCCCAAAGGGCGCGGCCGACGAGAACCGGCGCGAGGCGCUCAAGAAGUUGGGGCUGCUGAAGGAAUAGCUCACGGGGCUGGUGGAAAAGGGGCUUUUCACCCCAAAUCCAGCGGCCUUCACUGCCUGGCCUCGGCCAUGAGCAUUUUCUGCUGCCACCUCCUGCCCCAGAACCUUGGGAGUGCUGUGGGAGCUUCACGCCAAAUAAAGGAGCGCCGCGUGUACAGAGUAUUUUGUAUAGAGCAGAUGUAUAUGAGCUAUUUAUACAAAGCAUCUCUCAGCAUGGACGGGGUGGAGUCUCCUGCAAGGGCUUUAAUGCAUUUGGGGAUUCAUCAAAACAGGGAAGCCAUGGAAUUAGGGAUUUGGCGUAUUUUCAAAGGGGUUGCCUGUGGAUAAAGCGUCUCUGGGAAGAACUGCCGGACUUUGCUGCUCCUUUAGGACUUUUUUGGGGGUUUUUUUUAUUAAUUUUAUCACAGCCUCUGAGGCCUGAGCACUCACCUGCCACAUGAAACUGCCUCCCAAAACCACCACUGCCUGCUGGAGGGGCUGGAGGGCUGCACAGACAUCCCACUGCUUCCUGUGCCAUGCUCUGCUCUCCCAUCCAGCCCUGACCACCCGAAUCCAGCAGCUGGAAGACUUUGAACUGCAGGGAGGGGACAGCUAAGGAGGCAAGAGGCUGUGCUGGUGUCAGAUCCAGGAGUGCUGCCAAAAUGGGACAGAUGCAAAGCUGGGACAGCCCCAACUCCUUCCCUUCUGAGCUGUCCUGGCACCUCUCAGGCCCGGCUGAUGCUGCCAACACCUCACUGCUCACCUUGGGGAACAGAGGUGGUUUGUGUUCCUAAUAAACCCGUGUGUGAUCAGAAA
Messenger RNA from Corvus hawaiiensis (hawaiian crow), 3350 nucleotides. It is a transcript of the gene C24H1orf116, whose product is annotated as chromosome 24 C1orf116 homolog. The record is from RefSeq and is a predicted model, not a curated record. Bases 1159 to 2556 code for a protein of 465 amino acids. Lineage: Eukaryota; Metazoa; Chordata; Aves; Passeriformes; Corvidae. The transcript has 4 exons.